CUGCAGCAUCCUCCGCUCAGAGCGCACGAGCACGGAAAAAAACAACAACACAACAGAACGACAGAGAGAGAGAAACGGCGUCUCGGUCGAGCUUGUGUUCACGCACCGCGUUCUCUUCUCUGGACUUUUACACACACACACACACACACACACACACAUAUCUGAGUGUAGCCCGUCGAGCUCGCGCGGGGCUGCGUUCAUGUACGAGACGAGGAGCGUCUUCAGCGUCACAUUAUUUGCUCCACCUUUGUUUUCUCAUUGCUUAUUCGCCCCGUUUGUCGUCUAGCCUUUUGAUUUUCUUUUUCUGGUUGUUUUAACAUUUUCCUCCCGGCUCUGCAUAUCCAUGAGGACGAGGAGCGUCAUCACAGAAGACAGGAGCGGCGCUUCAUAGGUGGGAAUAAACUCGCCACGAGACGAAGAUACCCUAAUUCAUCUUCUCUGCUCUCCUCGCUUGUGAAGCAGCCUGCCGGACCUCCGCGCGCUGCCCUCCAGUCGUUGAUGUGACUCGCUGAUCGCGCGCUUACAGGCUCGCCUUUCCUCGGCUCCCCAUACACACACAUACAUACACACACACAUAUACACACACACGGUCGAGGAGGCUCUCUUCACCGUCUACACACACUUCACAUUUCCAUCCGUGCCGAACAGGGAGAGAGACAGAGACACGCAGAGGGGCCCGCACGAGGCAGCAGUCGUAGCAGGCGUGAGAAAAAUGAUGGCCGGAGGGGCAGUGCAGCAGAACGGCAUCUUCUCCAACCCGCACCACCACAGUCAGCAGCCGCACAUGGAGUCAGACCCGCCGGACUCCCGCAAAAGACCGCUGGAGACCCCCACGGAGGCCAGCAGCACCAAGCGCACCAACACGGGAGAAGAAGGCGAGUACUUUUUGAAGGUGCUGAUCCCAAGUUACGCAGCAGGCUCCAUUAUUGGCAAAGGUGGUCAGACGAUUGUGCAGUUACAAAAAGAGACAGGUGCCACCAUCAAGCUGUCCAAAUCCAAAGACUUCUACCCAGGAACGACUGAGCGUGUGUGCUUGAUCCAGGGCACUGUGGAGGCCCUGAACAGCGUCCAUGACUUCAUAGCCGAGAAGGUGCGGGAGAUGCCUCAGAGCGCCCCUAAAACAGAGCCGGUCAGCAUACUUCAGCCACAGACCACUGUCAACCCUGACCGCAUCAAACAGGCCAAGCUGAUUGUGCCCAACAGCACAGCGGGGCUGAUCAUUGGUAAGGGCGGAGCAACAGUGAAGGCCGUGAUGGAGCAGUCUGGGGCAUGGGUGCAGCUGUCCCAGAAGCCUGAGGGCAUCAACCUGCAGGAACGUGUGGUCACUGUCAGUGGAGAACCUGAGCAGAACCGCAAGGCCGUGGAAAUCAUUGUACAGAAGAUCCAGGAAGACCCACAGAGCAGCAGCUGCCUCAACAUCAGCUACUCCAACAUUUCUGGUCCAGUGGCAAACUCCAACCCCACUGGCUCCCCCUAUGCUAACUCGGCUGAGGUGAUGCCGGCCGCUGCUGCCGCCGCUGCAGCCACUGCCUCUAGCCUCCUGGGGCAGGCCAGCCUGGCAGGGGUGGGGGCCUUCCCUGCCACCAUGUCCAGCUUCUCAGGGAAUGAUCUUCUGGCCAUCACGUCUGCCCUCAACACAUUAGCCAGCUACGGAUACAACACCAACUCCCUAGGCCUGGGGCUCAACCCUGCUGCUGCCUCUGGAGUCCUAGCUGCUGUAGCAGCCAGCGCUAACCCCGCUGCUGCUGCUGCUGCUAACCUGCUGGCCUCCUACGCCAACGACGCUUCCACCAGCACAGGUCACCCCGCUACUGGCCUGGGAGGCUUCACGCUGGGCUCCCUGGCUGCCGCCACUGGGGCCACCAAUGGAUACCUGAGCGCCGCCUCCCCAUUAGUCGCUAGCUCACUGCUAGCCACUGAGAAGCUGGCUGAAGGGGCCAAAGACGUGGUGGAGAUCGCUGUGCCCGAGAACUUGGUGGGAGCCAUCUUGGGCAAGGGCGGCAAGACGCUUGUGGAGUACCAGGAACUGACGGGAGCCCGAAUCCAGAUCUCCAAAAAGGGGGAGUUUGUUCCUGGCACCAGGAACCGAAAAGUUACCAUUACAGGAUCGCCUGCCGCCACACAAGCGGCCCAGUAUCUCAUCAGCCAGCGAAUCACGUACGAGCAGGGUGUGAGGGCCACCAAUCCGCAGAAGGUGGGCUAAACAGGGAGAGAGAAAGAGUGGGGUAUGGAAAGAUACAGAGGAAGAGAAAGGAGGGCAAGAAUUUUGAAGAAAAUCAUCAUCAAGCUUUGUGCAUAUUUCAGUAUUAAAAAAGAUGGAAAAUGUAGUCCACUCUGAAAGAAGAGGAAUGAGUCAAAUCGAAAACCAAGAAAAAAAAAUGUGUAAAAUGUAUAUAUGGGUUUAUUUCUUAAGUUUUGAUCUUUUUGGGAUUUUUUUAUUGGUUGAAUUUUUUUUUUCCUUUUUUCUUUUUUUUGUGUUUUUUUCUGGACAACGGUAUUUCAGACUGGCAUGCUUCCGCGCUGCAGCUCCCAGCAGGCAGGUGGGGUGGGGGGUGGGGUGGGGUUUGGGGAGAACAGGGUGGAGCAGUUGGACUUCAGCCUCCCUGGAAACAGCCCUUUCCCCAUCCCCACCCCUUCCUAGCUGACAAGAUUUUUUUUUCUUUACUUUUUGGCUUCUCAGUUUAAACACCCGCCCCCCUCGCCCACGUUCCCUGUCCCCCUUUUAUGUGGGUCUGAUGAGACUGCAAACAAGUGCUUGGUUUUUUUAGACCUAAGGCAGAUUCCUCCUAGCCAGUGGCACCCCAUACCACACUACCCACAAUCCCAGCCCCCUAACUCCCAGCCAGCCGCCCCAGCGCUGCUCAGGGUGGGCUAGGGAGGGAGAUACGAGGCUGCAGUAACAUCUCUAACUGCGCCACUAGUCUAAAAACCUGGGGUUAACCAGGUGCAUGCCAUUCGAUGCUACUACAGAUGUUGCUAGUGUAAGGGAAGUUUGUGGAUCUUGUUGGGGACGUAGGCCAGGAUGCAUAACGCACCUACUUGGGUCAGAAUCUCAAGUUAGUACCAGAGCACCCAGAGAUUGUGGCAAUUUCUCGAUGUGGUGUGCUGUCUGGUAUUAAAUACUAUUAUUAUUAGUAGUAGUACUACUCUUAUUACAAAAAUAUCAUCACCAUCAACAUUAUUUAUUAAUAUAAUUUCACCCAUAAGGACUGAGGUAUUUUCAUUUUUUUUCUUAAUCUGUGAAUUCAGGUUGACAUGAAUGUAAAGACAAUAUUUUGGAUUUAGUUUUUUAUUUAAGUGGAUUGAAUAGUGUGUCACAGUGUAAUAUAUGUCUUAUUUAAAGUCCAGUGACAACCGCACCGUCGGCACCAUCGGAGAUAACAGGAGCAGUGGUCAGAUAUGAUGUACUGUACAGUGAUAUUAACACAUGGAACACACACAUGCACAUACAGACACACACAUAAAAAGGGAAUUACACAUAUCUGAGUUGUGGUUAGACAUAAAAUCAGUGGGACUAGACAAUUUACAAACAUAUCUAAUUAUAGAAAGAGAAUGUAGGUUUUUUGCACAAGUCCAAGGGAGUGUACCCAUAUCAAGAACAAAUCUUUAAAGUUCCAGCUUCUUUCAUGUGAUCAAGGCCCUUUAUGGACUGGUUCUGUCUUGAAUCCCAUGUAACAUUCAAAAAUGUCCUCUUUUCUGUAUUAGAAAGUGUGUUGCACUUUUAUAUUUACUUUGAGCGAGCUGAGAUGAAAACAUCUGCUCAAAUCCCCUAUCAAUGGCUAUGGAAGACUUGUGUAGAUGUUUCAUAUCAAACACAGAGAUGUCCCGCAGAGCCCUGCAGCUUUGUCUCCUUGUGGACAUGUACUACUGAACAACUACAGACAUGAACAAAAUUACAGUUCCGAUGAGCACAGGGAGUCUGCCCAGUCAAGCCAUUUACUUUUUAAUGAAAAACUUGAUGGCAUGGAGAAGGACACAUAUGCUUUCAGUCUCAUAACCUGUUCAACGUGGUUACGAGUGGGGUUUAACCGUCCACCAGAUUAACCGUCCACUUCCUAUACUAGGUACCACUAGUUUGGCAAACUGAACUACCUGCGUAAAAGAACUCUGUACUCAUCAGAACUGCCCGUGUGCAACAUAUGUGCUGCUAAAAAAGUCCCGUAGUACUGCAUUUCUUUUGUUGAUAGAAUACACUGAAUUUCGUCUUAAUGCACUGUGAAGUGUGGAGGCCGUGCUCGGAGUCCCAGGAGUCAGGGUUUUACAUCAUAAACAAGCAGUUUUAAAACAGCAUCUUGUCAGAAGCACGAAUGUUUUCAAAAUGACACCAACUUAGGACAGGCUGGUUUGCUGCACAUAGGUAAGGAGAGAUCUACAUAAUGAUGAAUAACAAGUUUCUUUGGGCAUCAUACCUAUUUCCCAGCUUCACUCUUGAUUACUGUCUAUUCUAAGGUGAACAAAUUCCCACAUACAGUUUUAAUGGCCCGAAAUUCUUAUCAUGAUUUUCCCUAACCGUUGAUGUAGAAACAAUAAGACAAAAAGAAGGGGAAAGAAAAGAAAUCCCAUGGAUCUAACAUCACCCGUCUUAAACUGAAAAUCAAAUCACAUAUCAGGACUAGGCCCAACAUUUCAAAAUGGCCAGGCUUGUGGUUUAUAAAAAUUAAAGAGCGCAUCUUCAGAUAGACUGGAGCAACAUAAGAAGCGGAAGUAAAAUAUGACCAGAGCCACAGCAGAAUCUAGGCAGCAGUGUGCUCUCUUCGCUGACUAAAGACAUGACUGUCUUCCUCUCAGUUGCUAUUGGAGCAGCAGGGAGAGUAUAUCUGAACUGAUUUGGUAAGGAGGCUUCUUUAUUCCCAUCUAAUACCAUCCACUUCCCUCACCUCUUCUCAAUCCCUCUUUACCUUCGUGCACUCCCAUUUUGACACAUCAACCCAGAGACCCCUUUCUCUCACAUCUCUCCAUGGGUGGCAAUGUCUGGUGCUACAGUGCAUGUUUUGCUUGCCCUUUCACAAAACAAUGACUCCACGAAAGAGAAGAUGUGUCCUAAGAUGUUGCUGUGUAGAGAGGAAAAACGCUUGCACUAGGCUACACCACAGAUCCACUCUUUGAAAAAGGGAAAAAGGGACUGUGUAUAGCUUCCUUUCUAAGUAGAACAAGCUGGUCGAUGUAGGUUAAGUGGAGUGAGGUUGCACAGAAGCUGAAAGCCAGAGUACCUCUAGGAGAAGCAGUGGUUUUAGAGCACAGAUUACCGUCCAGCUGAUGAGAAAAUGUUGGUUUUGUGUCUCAUUAAACGCACUAAUGAUGCUAGAUACUAAUUAACCUAGCUGCUGCAGUAGACAAUAGUGUUAAUGUGUUUUCCGAAUGAAGAAGAACAGUGAUUAUUUGUGAUUGCGAUAUUUUCAAAAAAACAAAGAAAAUAAAAAUAAAAAGCUGCACAGCUGAAGUGGAGGGAGUGAUGGAAAGUGAGUGCCUCCGCAUUUUAGAGUGCAUCUGCGUCUCGCUCUUUAACCAUGGUGCAGACAUAGACGCCUAUGAGCAAACACACCAGAAUCAGAAUCAGUCACUCUCACCAUAAACGGCCCACUACACACACGCAUACACAUACACAAACACACAGACACACACACACACAGAUAUUUUGUUUAGGAAAAAAAGAAUAAGGAGGCUUCAUUAAUUACAUAGAAAUUUGAUUAAAAUAAAGAAGAGCAAAGAUAUUACUGUGAAAUUUCAAUGUGAAAACUAAGAAAAGGUGCCAACAUAGUGUGCCUAGGAGCAGCUUCCUGUUUUAGUUUUUUCUUUGUUUUUGGUUGGGAUUUUUAUUUUUCAGUACUUAGAGCGCAUUAUUUUAAGGAGGCAUCUGCAUUUUUCUUUUAUUAAUAACUGGGGAAAACAGAUAAAAUGUGAUAAGUACUGGAAGCAAUAUACGUAGUAGCAUGUCGUCCUGUCUUGUCUUUUAUUCUGUCUGUGUAGGAGCUUUCGAUUUACCUAGGUGUUUAGUAGGUUUGCGUAUUUAAUAUUUUUAAGUUGUGAAGAUGCUGCUAUUGAAUAAGUGACGUACUAAAAUUUAAGAUAAACAUAUCUGGUCAGUUCUUUAGCAAGAUGUGCUAGUUCUAAGAGGUGUAAUAAAUGCUACAUGACGAGAUAAUUGCUAUAUUAAACAGAUUAAAUAAACCUGUGCCAAAAUAGAUCUUUACAGAUUCAGCAACUGUAAAUGUACGAUUUCAACACCAUUAGAUAAAAGCAGAAAUGCUUUUAUAAAUUAAAAAAAAAAAUGUGAAAAGUGCCAAACAAACCACAGUUAAGAUAUAACUAGCAGGGGUGAAAGUGACUGUUUUUAAAACUAGUAGGAACAAAAUAGACAUUAGUGCUAUUAAGUUGGAAGUUUUCUACCCCCUCAAACUAAAACAAGAGGAAGGUAUGAGGGAGUCAUCUUGCUCACCAAACAAAAGCAUAUAGUGCCAUGUGGCCAUUAAUGCUACAUUAAUGGGGCUAGAAGACUGCCGUAGACCUAGGCUAGCAUGGUUAGAGUUUAAUAAGUUAUCAGCAUUCUUAAUACAGCCUUUUCUAGUUCUGAAAAUGUAUUUUGUGAAGAUAGAUGUUAUCUUUUUUGCACGUCUAUAUUGCAUGAUAUCAAAGUGAAGCGUGGAUUUAAAAAACUUCAAGAAACAAAAAUCAUACAAAAAAAAAAAAUUAGGCAAUGUUCGUUCAUUUUGAGGACAAAUCUUUGCAUGCCAACAUUUAAUGCAUUGGGAUUUACUUUAAUUUACACAUUUUAAGCUGUCUUUUAGUUCUGCUAAGGCCAAGGUGAGAUGUUUUGUUGUCCAUCUGCAGGAACCAAAAUCAUUCAUACAUAAAGUCAUAGUUUGUGCAUUUAUACGUUUAUGCUCUUUUUUGCCUGAGAGGUGUAGCGUUUUAAGAGAAAAAAUGUCCAUUUUGUUAUUGCGAUUUGUAAGACUAAGGAAUUUAUUCAUAGCAGAAGUAGCCUAAUCAAAAUUGGGUGAAUAAUUUACUGUUUUUUUUUUCUCACUAAAAUCAAGGUCUUGUCCUUGAAUGUGCCCACCACUGCAUAAGUUUGCAUAUCACUCUUUCAGUCAUGACUUUUAGAGCAUGAUAUGUUUUUGUAUACUGUGUGCCAAUACUAACAUCAUUUAGGCUACAUAAUGCCCUGUACUUUCUUCAGCUUGUUACAUCAUAACUCUACAUUGAGCUCGAUCCCAUUCUUAUAAUGAUAUGCACUUUAUUACACAUUUGCAAAGAUGGCCCAAACUGUAAAUGACAGUGAAUGAGUUGCAGAGUUUAUCAUUUGAGCCCUCUGUCUCUGAUAUUCAGCUUUUGUGACUUGUAUUCUCUUAUGUCUCCCCAAACCCUAAAACCCGAUCAGAUUAGUAGAUAUUUUAUAUGACGUGUCAGCAAAUGCUAAUCUCUGGAUAUCCUUCACCUACAGUCUCCAUUAAUAAGUGGAGAAUGUGCAAAUGUUCUCAGUUUGAGUGUAUUGUCGAGGUGCCACAAAGAGAAUGCUGAUUUUGAGUUAGUGCUGUUAGACCGCAUGAAAAGCAUGAAAAACGUCCCAAUUAUCCGAGCUUUCCAGCAACAGCAGGAUAGUUUCUACAAUUCACAAAAAUUGGAGAUUGCACCUUGUUUGAAGUUUUUUGAUAAAAAUUUGAAAAAAGAACAAGAACGUUCCAAAAAAAAGGACAAGUACAAACCCAUGACAGCUUUUUUUUAGUUCCAUGUCAACACAUAUAAUCAAGUCAUUGCACUGCGCACUGCCAUGCUUAGUCUCAGACAUUUUUGUGGGAAAGUCUUCUUGCAGAGUUUGAAUGAGGGUUUCUGUGUUUGUGCUCACAUGCUUUUAGCAGCUUUUUUGUGUGUGGACAUGUCGUGGCUCUUCUCUGUCGGUGACAAGUUUGUCUCCAUGUUACUGAGUUUGGCAGCUUUGUCACAUGCAGUAGAGUGAAGAUAAAUGCAAACUUAUGGUUUAUCUGGUGUUAAGAAGGUCAUUGCUUUUAUGCGGGCAAAUGGCUAGAGCGGUUGUGCGCUCUUCCAGCAGCCCACACGCCCCCAAUCCAACCCCACCCCCAAUCCUCCCAGGCCCCCACCAUCAGGAAACAACCCUGGGGUCACUCUUAAGCUUGUACCCAUCGAAGCACCAGCAACGUUAGAACACAUUUGUCAUAUCACUGUUCUUUUCUCUCUUUUUGAUUUACCUGUUCUUAUUUGUAUGACACUCUCUAACCUAGACCAAGUAUAACAAAAAGAAUCAUUCAUAUGUAUCCUGUUUACUCCCCCCUUUCCCCCUUUUGCACUUUUCACUGCCCCCCUUUUUCCAACCACUACCCACACUUCUGCCGACCUCUCCCUCACACCCUCCCAGACUUUCUCCUGAGUGCCAAACAACAACAGUACCAUUCCAAACUUUUUGAGUUCUCUUGUAUGUUGGACAUCCAUCGGACGCACCCAUGAAGCCAGCAUGUUCCUCCAUAACAUGAUGUCAGUCAUGACGCCUCAACAUUACCCAAAAAAGCAACCAGUAAAAGCGAGACCUGGAAUAACACGGUAAAAGGCUGGCUACCUCUCAUAAACUGCUUUUCCUAAUUCUCUGUCAUCUCUUCAACCUCCAGGACAUCACUGAUUGUGUGCCAUAAUGUUGGGGGCACUUGUCACUCUCCUCACCCCCAAGUCUCUCCAUUUGAUUUUCGAUGGGAAACAUUAAAACAACAACAACAAAAAAAAAUCAUUUCAAUGACAGCUUUUUCUUUAACAUAGAAACAUGCUCAAAAAAGCUGAGGAGUGUAAACGUCAGCUGCGCAGCCAUCUUCUGUCUUCUGAACUUUGAACUUUUCACCCCUCAUGAACUUUAUUGACCUUCUUCCUCCCCUUCUGUGUUCAUCAACUGUUUGGACUUAAAAUCUCCAUUCCAUCUCCAAACCUUUUUGAGACUGUGCAAUUAUAGUUGAUAUGAUUGGAUUUAUUUCUUUUUGUUAAAAUACGCAUUGGGGACAAUUCUCAGAGUUAAAGAAUAAAAACAAAACAAAAACAAAAAAAUAUAUAAACAAGCUCCAAACUGCUUCUCCACAACUUCAUUUUUUCCUCUCACUGUAAAUAUUUUUGUCAGAUUUUGUUGAACUGUAACCAGAAGCGUGUUCAACAGAAUGGGGCUGGCAGCAUAAAAUCAGUUUUGUGGAGCGUGCCAAAAGGCAAUGUUAGAACAGACAAAUUAUUAACGGUGUGGCAUUCAAGUUUGAUGCUAAUAGAACAUGCUAAUGCAGCUCUAUUUAAAAAAGAACAUCCAUUUUUAUUUUGAAAGGGCUGCUUUGCACUGAAUCCUAAACAUUUUCCACAAUGCAUUCAUAUGCAGCAAUAUUACAGCCCUGUAAACUGGACAUUAUUCAUAGCGAUUGCUUUUCAAGCAGUUAAUGUCAGCACCAGUGCCCUGCUCCUUUUGCUGUAUCACACGCUUGCUAAGAUUAGUUUCACUUGUGGAGACAGCUGUACCUUUGUCACAUUUAGCUAGCGUGCAAGUUAUCAUCUAUCACAGGUGUUGUUCCAGAUUGCUAGAUAAUUGCUUAUCAAUGUCAUAACAAGUACGGUUCACAUCAGUCCAUAUCAAAAACAUGUUUCUCUCUUGAAACUCAUCAUGUUUUGUGUUACUAACAUUAAGGUAGACUAGAUUUCAUACCUGAAUUGAUGGUAGCUAUUGAGGUCACUGUACAUAUCAGAUGUGUUGAGUAAAUUGUGUUCAUUAGAUGUCUUUGACUUUAGGGGCAUCAGUUCACAGGUGUACUGUUUCUGCUGUGAUUUAGAAACAUUGGCCAUUUCCAUGAGUCAUGAUUAAGCUUUGUGCUCCACAUCAAAUGUUUCUAUGCUGCCAGCUUUAUUUUCUGAUAACCCUUCAUGAGCUUAUUUAUUUUCAAACUACUAUACAUUAUUAAUAAAUGACAACAACUAGAAAAGGGGAAUGACUGGAAAGAUGAAUUACUGUUUUGUUUUUAGUAUUUUAGUGGUUUCUUUUAACACCAUUCAUUAACUGACUUAAAAGUAUUGAAUAUUUAAUGUAAUUGUAGCAUUGUGUUUGUAAAAAAAUAGUGAGUUGUGUUUCUUGACUUGUGGAUUACCAGUGAAGUCAGCAAUUUAGUGCUAAUAUAUAUUAAGUCGUUUUUUAAGAUUUUUUUUCUUCCGACAGCAACAACGGUCAUUAUAAAUGUUCAUUUUAGCAUCA
Messenger RNA from Colossoma macropomum (tambaqui), 10216 nucleotides. RefSeq names its product NOVA alternative splicing regulator 2 (gene nova2). NCBI's taxonomy places the organism in Eukaryota, Metazoa, Chordata, Actinopteri, Characiformes, Serrasalmidae. The record is from RefSeq and is a predicted model, not a curated record. The coding region runs from base 713 to 2203 and encodes 496 amino acids. The transcript is spliced from 4 exons. Gene Ontology annotation, molecular function: mRNA binding. Gene Ontology annotation, cellular component: nucleus; cytoplasm. Gene Ontology annotation, biological process: regulation of alternative mRNA splicing, via spliceosome; mRNA splicing, via spliceosome.